UUAGUUUGAUGCUGCGUUCGGAGCUUUUUCGACGCCAUCGGGCGGGUCGCGGAGUUUAAAAGUUUUUACGAGUUCGCGACAGUGGUGGCGGGAAAUUGUAACCACGUUGUCUCAGAAAGCAGUUCGAAGCGAAACUGAAUUUGCGACUGAAAGCCACGUCACAUUAAAGCUAACAAAAGGGCGAAAAGUUGGGAACAAUUUAUAUAUAUAGUGUUCAAAUACGUUUCGCUCGAUAAUGCGAUUAAAUAUGACUUACAAACGUUAAAUCGAAUAAUUGUGAGACGUCAUCGAUAGAGGUCUGAGAAUCUCCCAUGUUUUCAAUUCACACAAUCGACGAGAACCUCCAAACGCAUGGCGUUAACGGCCUAGCACCUAACCGUGCGAAACCUUCAAGGAAUGUGCCCUACAAACCGGACAUGAUAUAUCGCAGUCUGCUGUUGUUUACAAGGUGCUGGGGUAUUGUAGCGGCCACAGUUCUCGCUGGAGUGGGCAUCGACUUGGUAUACCAUCGUCGACGUAUGGGUUUCUAUUUGAUAGCGGAGUCAAUUUUUAUCUUCAUCUCGGAAGUUUCUUGGGUUGCAACACUAUUUCUUCAGCUUUCUGUAAGGUCAGACCAUAAAAUAUGGAGGAUAUGGACGACGGCCAGUUGUUUUCAAGGAUGGAAGAAGACUUUGGUUUACUUCCCAAUGGCAAUAUUAUCUUUAAUACUACCGUACAAGCUGUGGCUUACUUACCUGUCAGGUGCAUUUCUUCUACUAUUGUCCGUAUUGCAUUCGGUUUUAUAUUUCCGAAUCAGACGUAAAAGGAGACGAAAACAGUCGAGGUUUUAUCAAAACGACGCGGAUAGUUUGGACAGCAGCAGGGUUGAGGAAAUAACAGAUGUGCUGGACGAUGGAAUUCCAGAACCGAUGCCUGGUAGCAGUGUUUCCCUCUCUGAUACUCUCCGAAUUGAACACGAGAAUUUUCUCGAAAUUUGAUCAUCAUCAUUUGUUACUAUAAAUAUAUGCAGUUCACAGACCUCCCACUAGAUGGCUACGCACGCAAGAAUACGACUAUUUUCGCACCUGUAUAAACUUUUACCGUUUUACUCUGUACUGUACUGUACGGAAUACAACUCAAUUAUCUUGAUUUGGAAAUGAAUAAUAUUUUUAGCUGUG
Cylas formicarius (sweet potato weevil) is the source of this 1157-nucleotide messenger RNA. RefSeq lists its product as uncharacterized. The transcript has 7 exons. NCBI's taxonomy places the organism in Eukaryota, Metazoa, Arthropoda, Insecta, Coleoptera, Brentidae. The coding region runs from base 312 to 977 and encodes 221 amino acids. The record is from RefSeq and is a predicted model, not a curated record.